AUGGAGAAUAAACUGAGGGUUGCUGGAGGAGUGGUGGAUGGGGAAUGGCUCUCAGACCUAGUUUGCAGCAACACGGCUAAAUGCACCAAGAAGGUCGGAAUCGUGGGCAAAUAUGGGACCCAUUAUGGUGCCUCCCUCAGAAAGAUGGUGAAGAAGAUUGAGAUAAGCCAGCAUGUCAAGUACGCUUGCUCCUUCUGUGGCAAAACCAAGAUGAAAAGACAAACUGUGGGGAUAUGGCAUUGUGGCUCCUGCAUGAAAACCAUCACUGGUGGCGCCUGGACCUUUAACACCACUUCUGCUGUCACAGUAAAGUCUGCCAUCAGAAGACUGAAGGAGUUUAAAAACCAGUAGAAGCGCCACCAUUUGAAACAUUGCUAGCCUAUAAUAAAUGGGUUAAUUUAUGU
Molecule: messenger RNA, 404 nt
Organism: Mustela lutreola (European mink)
Lineage: Eukaryota; Metazoa; Chordata; Mammalia; Carnivora; Mustelidae
Product: large ribosomal subunit protein eL43-like
Exons: 2
Coding region: 1-351 (116 amino acids)
Biological process (GO): translation
Cellular component (GO): ribosome
Molecular function (GO): structural constituent of ribosome
Source: RefSeq, a predicted model, not a curated record